CUACGACGCGCCCCUCAUGAACGUACCCGGGCGUACACACGCCGUCGAGAUAUUCUACACCCCGGAGCCCGAGAAGGACUACUUGGAGGCCGCCAUUCGCACCGUUAUUCAGAUUCAUAUGUGCGAAGAGGGAGAGGGAGAUGUGCUACUGUUCCUCACUGGCCAAGAGGAAAUCGAGGAGUCGUGCAAACGAAUCAAACGCGAAAUCGACAAUUUGGGUCCAGAUGUCGGUGAUCUCAAGUGUAUACCCCUGUACUCGACACUCCCGCCUAACCUCCAGCAGCGUAUCUUUGAGGCGGCGCCGGCUACCAAAGCGAACGGCGCCGUCGGUCGCAAAGUAGUGGUGUCGACGAACAUCGCCGAGACCUCACUGACCAUCGAUGGCGUGGUGUUUGUCAUCGAUCCGGGUUUUGCUAAGCAGAAGGUCUAUAACCCGCGGAUUCGCGUCGAGUCGCUGUUGGUGUCGCCCAUAAGUAAGGCGUCGGCCCAACAGCGCGCCGGGAGGGCCGGGCGUACGCGUCCCGGGAAGUGCUUCCGGUUGUACACCGAAAAGGCCUAUAAGACCGAAAUGCAAGAGAACACGUAUCCGGAGAUAUUGCGCUCCAAUCUGGGAAUGGUUGUCCUCCAGCUCAAGAAGUUGGGUAUCCAUGACCUUGUUCACUUUGACUUCAUGGACCCGCCAGCACCGGAGACACUGAUGCGAGCGCUGGAACUGUUGAACUACUUGAACGCGUUGGACGACGACGGAGAGAUGACAGACUUGGGCUCUAUUAUGGCUGAGUUCCCAUUGGAUCCGCAGUUGUCGAAGAUGUUGACGGCGUCGUGCGAUUACAACUGUUCCAAUGAGAUACUGUCCAUCGCGGCCAUGCUGUCAGUUCCCCAAUGCUUUGUGAGACCCAAUGAGCAGAAGAAGGCGGCGGACGACGCGAAGAUGCGGUUCGCGCACAUCGACGGCGACCACUUGACUCUAUUGAAUGUUUAUCACGCUUUCAAACAGAACCACGACGACCCGAACUGGUGUUACGAGAACUUCAUUAACUUCCGGUCCCUCAAGAGUGCAGAUAACGUGAGGCAACAGUUGUCGCGAAUUAUGGAUAGAUUUAAUCUGAAGAGAGUGUCGACAGACUUCACGUCCAGAGAAUACUAUAUAAAUAUACGAAAAGCGCUGAUUUCCGGCUAUUUUAUGCAAGUGGCGCAUCUGGAGAGGACCGGCCACUACCUGACCGUUAAGGACAAUCAGAUCGUUCAGUUGCACCCGUCCUCCUGUUUAGACCAUAAGCCAGAAUGGGUUAUAUAUAACGAGUUUGUGUUGACCACUAAGAACUACAUCCGAACGGUGACUGACAUCAAACCCGAAUGGUUGAUACGAAUAGCGCCGGUAUAUUACAAUAUGGAUAACUUUCCUCAAUGCGAGGCUAAGCGACAGUUAGAAUACCUGACGAGUAAACUGCAGUCAAAGCAAUACCAAGUGUGACACCGAUUAUCAUUGUAUCUAAUGGUUACCACAUCUUGUGUUGUAUUUGUGUCUCAAUUGUCUCUCAACUCUUAAACUAAUUUAUCGAAAGCAUUGAAAGCAUUCCUCAUUAC
Oppiella nova is the source of this 1587-nucleotide messenger RNA. NCBI's taxonomy places the organism in Eukaryota, Metazoa, Arthropoda, Arachnida, Sarcoptiformes, Oppiidae. The record is from the annotation of a GenBank genome assembly.